This is a messenger RNA of Pecten maximus, 2769 nucleotides long. Its product is annotated as RNA 3'-terminal phosphate cyclase-like. Bases 56 to 1240 code for a protein of 394 amino acids. Gene Ontology annotation, biological process: RNA processing. The record is from RefSeq and is a predicted model, not a curated record. The transcript has 11 exons. Gene Ontology annotation, molecular function: RNA-3'-phosphate cyclase activity. Lineage: Eukaryota; Metazoa; Mollusca; Bivalvia; Pectinida; Pectinidae. Gene Ontology annotation, cellular component: nucleus.
UAUGAAACUCGUGUGACUACAACAAUGGGAAGCGGAUGUUUUACGUUGAGUUUUAAUGUUGGUGCUGACUGGUGCAAUAUUCGUGUAUGUUCGAGCCCGCAUUCACUUCCAUUUCCCGUUAUAUUUUGCAUUAACGAGAAUUCGAAUGGCAUCAAACAACUCUAGGUCACCAAUUGAAAUCGACGGUUCUCUUCUUGAAGGAGGAGGCCAAAUAUUGAGAAAUGCUGCAGCCUUGAGUUGUGUGAGAUGCUGUCCCAUCAGAGUAUACAACAUAAGAGCUGGACGGAGCAAGCCAGGUCUUAGGCCGCAGCACCUGUCUGGCCUCGCGCUAAUAAAUGACAUUUGUGGUGGUCGGUUAGAGGGUGGAAAUGUUUCGUCACAGGACAUAGUAAUCCAUCCUGGUAAAGUGAAGUCUGGAUCAUACAUGGCUGAUCCUGGUACUGCUGGGAGCAUCUGUCUGCUGAUGCAGGCUGCUUUACCCUGUUUGUUAUACGGUCCUGCUGAGUCUCACCUGACUUUGAGGGGUGGUACCAAUGCUGAUAUGGCACCACAGGUCGACUACUACAACUAUAUAUUUCAACCCAUUGUUGCUCAGUUUGGAAUGAAGAUGGAUAUCAACAUUAAGAGAAGGGGUUACUUUCCAAAAGGUGGAGGGGAGGUAGAGAUCACUUCCUAUCCAGUAAAAUGUCUAAAGCCAGUGACAAUGAUGGAUGUUGGACAGGUGGUCAGGAUAUAUGGUCGUGCUUUUGUGGCAGGAGCUCUUCCUAUAAAGGUUGCAAGUAUAAUGCAGAAAUGUGCAAAGGAUUUUAUAUGUCAGGACUUCCCUAAUACGCCAAUUAACAUCGAUGUGGUGAAGGAGCCACAGCACAUGGCUAUUGGUACUGGUACUGGCAUCAUAGUAGUAGCGGAAACAUCAACAGGAUGUUUACUAGCAGGGUCGGCAUUAGGAAAGAAAGGAGUUCCCGCCGAGCAGGUGGGCAAGACAGCAGGUGAAGCUCUGCUCAAUAAUCUGUGUCAUGGAGGUUGUGUAGACGAAUUUCUACAGGACCAGCUAAUACUUCUGAUGGCUUUGGCAAAAGGAAAGUCCCAGAUAAAGUGUGGACCUUUGUCUCUACACACAGAAACUGCCAUACACAUAGCAAAACUUCUAACCAAUGCAAAGUUUGAUGUGAAAGAACUAUCAAAGACUUCAACUAUUAUAGAAUGUGAAGGAAUAGGACUGGAAAAUAUGCAAUUAUGACAGUGCUACUUGUAUUGAAACAACAGUUUUUUUCUCGAUUUGUACGGUUUCGUGUAAUGAUCCCAGCCUUCUGAUGAGUAGUGGCUAGUUUAUCUACUCCAGAUGUGAUAGGGCCUGGGGCCUGCCUCUGUAGACUCGCACGUGUUACUGUCAGUGGACAAGCAUUGAAAGUCCACCAAUGCUUCAUGAAAACUAUUGGAAAACUUGGUCUAUACUUGUUAUUUCCCAGCCAGUACUUACUGAAGAAUAAAGGGAGUGUUCGUCCGGUUAAAAAUAUAGGGUACAUUCAUCCGGUUAAAAAUAUAGGGUUCAUACAUCCAGUUGAAAAUAUAGGGUGCGUUCAUCUGGUUGAAAAUAUAAGGUACAUACAUCAGGUUAAAAAUAAAGGGUGCCUUCAUCUGGUUGAAAAUAUAGGGUACAUACAUCCGUUAAGAAUAUAGGUUUAUGCUUAUUUGGUUAAUGAACAAUUCUGUUCAGAUAACUGUGGCACUAACCCUGGAGUGGAAAAUAUUAUAUUGCUGCUGAAUCCACAAUUUCGACAUAAUUUGUAAUUUACAUACAGUAUUUCAGUAUACUGCUGUUAUAGCUACCUCAAAAUCGCAAUGGACAACUUGAUAGUAAAUGAAUAAGAAAAGAAAAAAAACUACAUGUCAGGAAUAGAAACAAAAAUAAAGAAACACCAAAACGAAAGGAUUGAAUUUAUGUACACCAUGAAAAAAUUGAAAGAAAUAGAAUAUAGCGUAGAGGGCGUGCGAAGAAUUGACUUGCCUGUAUUGUGUAUGGUACUCAUUUAUAGUGCAAAUUAGUGAAGCAUUUUUAAAAUAGAAAGUAGUACUGCUUUAUUAACCAUGCAGCAUUAUCAUUUUGGCUGUAGUUUGACUUGAAACCCAGCUUUAGAAUUGCUUACCUAGACUAUCAACUCUUGUUCGAUACUGAUACAUUGGGGUGUAUUUUGAGCUUUGUACUAGAAAUGUGAUGAAUACGUAUUUUAUAAAUUAUAAAUUGAUGCUUUUCUACAUUUAGUUAACACGAUCAAUAUAAGGUUUUCCAUACUAUUAUUUUUUUAUUUUUAUCCUUUACACUGUAAGCACUAAUGUAUUUUAAAGUUCCCUUUUAAUAUUCUAAAGGAAAAUUACACUUUAAGUGUUAAUGGUGCUACAUAAUGAUUCUGCACAGAAGACAAUAGUAAAACCAACUAAAAAAUCACAUUUGCUCCUGUGGUGCUAUGUCUGAUUACAAUUUUAAAAUGAAUUAAUACUAUUGCAGCUAACAUUUGGAUGUUGUUCAAGGUCGGUUACAGGAUUUUCAGUUCGUGCGCCCCCCCACGACCCCCGUUAAAUCCGCCAGUGCUGUCACGAUUUUCAUAGCAUCUUGGAUUUCGGAUGCCUCUCUCUGGCUUCUGAUGCAUUUCUCCAUUCCUGUCGAUGCCUCCUUCUUUCAGAAGUAUUGAUUUGAUAUCAAUAUAGAGGUCGUCAUUCGCCCGUUUUGUAAUUCUAUUUAUUGCAAUAAAUAUCACGUAAUAAAUUCAA